Daphnia pulicaria is the source of this 2023-nucleotide messenger RNA. RefSeq names its product extensin-2-like. Gene Ontology annotation, cellular component: extracellular matrix. The coding region runs from base 56 to 1903 and encodes 615 amino acids. The transcript is spliced from 7 exons. NCBI's taxonomy places the organism in Eukaryota, Metazoa, Arthropoda, Branchiopoda, Diplostraca, Daphniidae. The record is from RefSeq and is a predicted model, not a curated record.
CCAGAGUAAAAGCAUCAGUUAUUCGUCUGAUUCAAACACAACAACAACCAACAACAUGCAGGUAAAGGUCCUCAUUUUCGCUGCAAUUUUGGCUGUCGCUUCCGCCGCUUCUCCUCCGGUCUACCCAGCCCCGGCCUACCCAGCCCCGGUCUACCCAGCUCCCGUUUACAGCGUACCUGUUACGACCUACAAAGUUCCCGCACCAGCCUACCAAGCUCCCGUUUACCAACCACAACCCUACAGCUUCGAAUGGGCUGUUAAAGAUGUCGAAUCUUACAACGACUACUCUCACUCUGAGAGCAGCGAUGGAAAGACUGUCAUCGGCUCAUACCGUGUCGUCCUUCCCGAUGGCCGCACCCAGAUCGUCACCUACAAGGCCGACAGCUACGGCUAUGUUGCCGAUGUCAAGUAUGUAGGAGAGGCCAGAUAUCCCGAGUACAAACCCAGCGCAUAUGCUGCCCCAGCUUACAAAGCACCUGAGGCCCCUGCUUACAAAGCUCCAGCUCCAGUUUACACAGCCCCAGCUCCAGCCUACAAAGCCCCAGCCCCGGCCCCAGUCUACAAGGCCCCAGCUCCAGCUCCGGUUUACACAGCCCCAGCUCCAGCCUACAAGGCCCCAGCCCCGGCCUCAGUUUACACAGCCCCAGCCCCAGUCUACAAGGCCCCUGCCCCAGCUCCAGUUUAUGAAGCCCCUGCCCCAGCUCCAGUCUAUGAAGCUCCAGCUCCGGCUCCAGCCUACAAAGCCCCAGCUCCAGUCUAUGAAGCCCCAGCUCCGGCUCCAGCCUACAAAGCCCCAGCUCCAGCCCCUGUCUACACAGCCCCAGCCCCAGUCUACAAGGCCCCAGCUCCAGCCCCAGUUUACACAGCCCCAGCUCCAGUCUAUGAAGCCCCAGCUCCGGCUCCAGCCUACAAGGCCCCAGCUCCAGCCCCAGUUUACACAGCCCCAGCCCCAGCUCCAGUCUAUGAAGCCCCAGCUCCAGCUCCAGUUUACACAGUCCCAGCCCCAGCUCCAGUCUAUGAAGCCCCAGCUCCGGCUCCAGCCUACAAAGCCCCAGCCCCAGUCUACACAGAACCAGCUCCGGCCUACAAAGCCCCGGCUCCAGCCCCAGCCUACAAAGUUGUACCUGCCGCAUACAGGACUGCUGCACCAGCUUACAAAACCCCAGCUGCUCCUGUCUAUAAUAUCACAGCGGGUAAAUCCAAAACAAAACAUGCAGAUCAAGAGUUACUUUCCCUCUCACUUUCCACACCCUUCUAUCGUGCCAUAAAUCUUUUUUUUUGUCAGGUUAUCUUUUCAGAGCAGCAGUCACACCCCUCGUUGCAGUUGUUGCAAGUAUAUAAGGCACGCGUAGUCGAGAGGAAAAUCAUCAGUUACUUGAUUGUUUCUAACCUUGCAACAACUCACAACAUGAAGGUCUUUAUUCUCAUUGCUACCAUUGCUGUCGUCUCCGCCAACACGGCUUACCCAGCUCCGCGUUACUCUGCACCGACUUACUCCGCCCCAGCUCCUGCCUAUCAGCCUGCAGCACCGGCAUACACACCCGAUUACCAACCUCAAACUUACCCCGCACAACCCUACAGCUUCGAAUGGGCUGUUAAAGAUGUCGAAUCCUACAACGACUAUUCUCAUUCCGAGAGCAGCGAUGGCAAAGUGACGACCGGAUCUUACCAGGUCGUCCUUCCCGAUGGCCGCACCCAGAUCGUCACCUACAAGGCUGACAGCUACGGCUAUGUUGCCGAUGUCAAGUACGUAGGAGAGGCCAGAUACCCCGAGUACAAACCCGCAGCCACUUACUCCGCACCUGCUUACAAAGCCCCGGCAGCUCCGGCAGCUCCGGCCUACAAAGCCCCUCAAACACCGUCCUACCCGGCCCCUAAUGCAUACAGGACACCCAAAUAUUAAAUUCCAUUGUUGACUCAAAUUAUCAGAUGAAUUUUAUCAGAGAUUUAUAUUAAAGUGACGUGAAAGUGAGUUUAUGUACGAAAAUGUGUAGCCAGUCGAUACAAAAUGUUUCUCUGUUCA